Prorocentrum cordatum is the source of this 681-nucleotide messenger RNA. The record is from the annotation of a GenBank genome assembly. NCBI's taxonomy places the organism in Eukaryota, Dinophyceae, Prorocentrales, Prorocentraceae.
AUGUGUAUGUUUGUCCAAUAUGGUGAGCAGGGUUGGUGGCACAAGAGUUCUCGGACGGCUAAGGAUCUUCCGACGAUUCCAAUGCCUACAACAUCCCCAGACCCACAUAGCAAGAGACAGAAAGCGCUGGCGGCCUCCAAAGCCAAGCGCAAGCAGCACCUAGAGCAGCACCUUCACCAGGAGUUCGAUCUUAUCAGUCAGGAGCUGCACUGGGAAGAGACCGCCAGUCCACCAGCAGAGUUUCAUAUAGGCGAGGAGGCUCAGAGGUCUGCAGCACCGCGGCAGUACGAAGGCAGAGGCAACCGUCAUCCUCAUUUGCUCUUGGACCGCGACGAGACGUUGAGGGAUACGGCUGCUGAUGCUCAUGGUAUACGGGCUCACUCGGUGGAACGGGCCACUCGUGCAACACAGCGUACCUACUGCGGAGCUGAGAGUACGUGGGGGCCGGGCCCAACGAUACGCGAUCGGCUGGGCUCAGACAAGGUUCUUCCCGAUCAACCGCAUCGUCGGGAUCCUGAGCCUGGGUGGUGGAGCAUACUUACGUCGAUGCUGUCGAAGCUUCAGAUACUGCGACGAGGCAUCUGCAUGUCGGAGGUGAACACCAUGUACGGCAAGUUGGAGGAGUUACAGCAGGUAGGACUGGCGGCAGAGUGCUUCAAGUUGAUUGAUAAAGAGGUGUAG